This is a messenger RNA of Peniophora sp. CBMAI 1063, 2946 nucleotides long. Lineage: Eukaryota; Fungi; Basidiomycota; Agaricomycetes; Russulales; Peniophoraceae. The record is from the annotation of a GenBank genome assembly.
AUGAAGUCUAUCAGUCGAAAAGGACUGCGCGAAUGGGCAGAUCUAGAGAACGUCCUCGAGAUUAUUGAGCAGUACGUGACCGAAACAGCAGAUAGCCUCAACCGCGCCCCAACCGGGAAGGCGGUGGGGAAGACUGGUUCCAAGGGCCCUUCGAUGACCAGUGAAGCUUACAGUAUCGACGAGUUGGAGGACAUAUCCGCAGGACCCCAGGCGUCACGACUAUUGAUCAGGAAAGACCGCAUCCUCGGUGAUCUUGAUAAGGGGAAGGUCGUGAAGCACGUCUUGUGGCAGAUGGUGACUUGCGCGCACAGUAAGUCCGAGUCACUCUCGUCCCUCUUCGUGCUGCGUGACAUUUACAUUCUCCAUUUAGACUGCAACACCGCCAAUCCGGACUUGCAACCGCCAUGGCAAGCACUCUCAAUACCUGAGUUCGCAAGCCAACUUCUUCAUGCCGACUGUAUACCGCCCGCGAUCGAAGUUCGGUUCGGCUAUAACAACUCUCACACUAGGUCCGAACACGCUAAAGCCUUCAUCAAUCACUGGACCGAGUUAGGAUUCUUGCAGUUCAACAAAAUAUGGAAGAACGGGAAGAUCUGUGAUCCUCUUCCAGCUGAGGAGCGCUGGCAUAUGCUACGACCUGCAGACGGACCUGACGGCUCCGACGAGGAAGAGCGUGACCAGGAGGGCGCUCAACCGGAUGCGCAAGGCGUUCUCCAACGGAAGUCCCCAUCUUACGGCAGCAAGGGGGCCAUUUUGCCCGUCAAGAUCACGAAUCCAGCAGGCUUUGAAGAGCCUAUACGCGAUACGGACCUACUCGAUCACGAAGAACCCUUCGAUCGUGUCAUCAGUUGGAGUUCUCGGGAGCCCAGCGCGCCUUGCUGGCACCCGCCGAACGUUGUGCCGAACGCAUCUUGGUGUCGGGGACAGUACAUUCAACAGGCGGCUCGGGAAGUUGGAGGAUUGGAGAUGCAGACCGUUCUCAAAGCUGCCGUUGCCUUGACUGGCUGUCCGCUGGACGAUAACUACAGCCUACCACUUGCCGUUUUAGACGCUUCGGCAUCAGUACCAUCUGCUCCCCUUACCGCUCGAUGGGACUGUCCGAGAGCCUGGCUUCAAUCCGACCUAGAAGUGGCCGCCUUGGCUAACUUUAUAUCACGGAAGCCAUGGACUAUCCGUAUCAAGGGCGGUGUUGUGUUCAGUGGCUAUUCUCAAGCUUGGAACGUCAUUCUUGCCACGCUGGUGUACGCCCGCGGUAGAGCGCACAAAGACGUACUUUCCAAUACACCGGUCCCCAACUGGGCGUUGUCCGGCCAGGACGUAGCUCAUGAGCUUGCUAAAGGAUUGACGUUCAGCCUUCCGUCACGCGCAAUCAUCGAGACCCUGCAGGCGUUUACGGAGUACUUGACCGAAGUGUCCCACAGACACCAGUAUCCUGGCGUACCACUGUCUUUGAUGUACACCCGAUUCGACGCUCGAAUGGAGUAUCUUCGCUGCCUGUUGAAUCCGGUGCCAGAGCUGGUCGACCUUAUGAAGGUCGUGCAGAAUAUGCCCCCUGGGUCCGUGGACGAUCGACCCCGUCCUUGUCUUCCUGAGAUGACCGUCGCUAUUGAGCGCUCAGCGGAUAUAGGAAGCCUUUGGAACUGGCCUCGCUGUGGCUUACCUUCUCCCGUGCACCGCAGGCAGGACGAACAAGCGCUGAUUGCAGACAUUAGGAGCUGGUGGUCUUCGGACGAGCUAUUCUUCUGCGAAGAAUCGGGAGAAGUUCAGACGCUAGAGAACGGUCUACAGCAUCUUCUACAAGCUGGCCUGAUAUGUCAGGAGCUGGCACAUCUUGAAGAGGACCGCGAAGACUCUGCGGGCAUUCUGCGGGAGAGCUGCCUACAGGAUGAGGAUUUGCGUGACUCGAUUAGGAAUGUUCUGGUGACAUUCGCUCGCGAUCACAGCACUAAAUUGAAGACCGCCUUAACGCCUGUCGAGGAUGAUGAAUAUGAAGCAAGAUCUCCUGCAGAAGCCGACGACGCAUAUGAUGGCGAAGACGUCGAUUUCACGCUCUCCGUGGCGGAAUUGGACGCCCGACUUCGACAGGAAACGGCGGGUCACGACAUGUACAUGCGGACAAUUGGCAAAUCCCUGGAGCUGGACGCGCUUGAUGACGCCAGAGCGGCGGCCAAUCAAGCUACCCGAAAGCAGCAGAACAAGGACAACCGCCAAAGAACAGGAAUGAUACACCCGCCCAAGGCUCACGUAGACGUGACGGCCGGUCCCGACCUUGCGUUCGUGAACGACGUCACGCUGCCUGAAGUGUCCCCGCGUGACAUAGUCCCCAAGAAGAAGCGCGUAGCGAAGAAGACCCCGCGAGUCCGAGCUCGCCCGGCAAAUCAGACGCUCGCGACCGUCAACCAUCGACAACGGGCACCCGAAGCGGCUCAGAAGCCUGCCCAAAAACGCAAAGCACCAGCGAAAGACGUCUCCUCGUUGCAGAAGAAACCACCGGCCAAGAGACGCCGCACAGCUUCUCUCUCAGCGGCGGAUGCGGAAGAGCAGGAGUCUUUCGAUAUUCACAAUAUCAGCGGCGACGAGUCGGAAGGGCUCGCGCCGUCCGCUACAAAUGAGGAUGGUUGCCGCGGGGAGAAUGUCACGGAGCCGGCGCCGCCGAAAGUAACGGCAAAGCCCAGACCCCGACGCGUUGUCCCAGGCAAUCCUGGUAGACCUGCCGCGGGGGUCAGUACUUCAUUCGCAGAGACUAAUGUCGCAGACUCCGACCUACCAAAGGACGCAUCCGAACUAGUGACCGGCGCGUCUCGAGGCAGGCGAUCAAGUCUACGGUCCUCAAAUCAAGAGAGCACUCCUGCGACCGUCGGUCCACGUACUCGGUCCCAGUCCCGUACGGUCCAUUUCGCGGAAGCGCCACCUUCGGCGUCAACGCGUAGUAAAUCAAGGUCGUAG